AUGGACAAUCACACAAUAGUCAACAUAUUCCUUCUAUGGGGAUUUUCCAGUUUCCCAGACCUACAGCAUCUCCUCUUUGUAUUGAUUUUCUUCUCUCAUUUGACCAUCACAGCUGCGAAUGUGUCCAUAAUGGUGGCCAUUAAGCUCAGCCACAACCUUCAUACCCCCAUGUACUUUUUCCUCUGUGGCCUGUCCUUCUCAGAAACCUGUACCACUAUGGUAAUCAUCCCCCGCAUGUUGGUAGACUUGUUAUCAGUGACCAAGCUGAUUUCUCUCCCUGAGUGUGCCACACAGAUGUUUUUCUUUUUUGGGUUAGCAGGCAAUAAUUGUUUUAUCUUAGCCGCCAUGUCCUAUGACCGCUACACCGCCAUCCACAACCCACUGCACUACCCCAUUUUGAUGACCCAAAAGAUUUGCUUUCAGCAGAUGAUGGCCUCUUUUCUGGUUGGGAUUCUGGUUUCUCUUUGCAUCGUCAGCAUAGUAUUUAACUUGUCUUUUUGUGACUCUAAAACCAUCCAACACUUUUUUUGUGAUAUCACACCUGUGGUUUCCCUUGCUUGUGAUUAUACUUUUGUUCAUGAAAUAGUUAUCUUUUUGCUCUCUGCCUUUGUGCUUGUGGGCAGUUUUAUUUUGAUUGUGAUUUCCUAUGUCUUCAUUGUGUCCGUAGUUGUAAAGAUGCCCUCUGCAAAGGGGAGAUAUAAGACCUUCUCAACUUGCUCCUCCCACCUCACUGUGGUGUCCAUCCACUAUGGAGUUGCUUGCUUUGUCUAUUUGAGACCUAAAAAUGAGGACUCAUUCAGUGAAGACAUGCUGAUGGCUGUGACAUAUACAAUCCUGACACCUCUGCUUAACCCCAUUGUUUACAGUAUAAGAAACAAAGAAAUGCAGAUUGCCCUAAGGAAAGUACUAGGUAGUGCAAACAGAUUUAUCACUCAGAGUGUAAAUGGAAGAACUCUGAACUUAAAAAAGGGGAAAAAAAGGACAGAAUCACAGGGAUGA
This is a messenger RNA of Chrysochloris asiatica (Cape golden mole), 999 nucleotides long. RefSeq names its product olfactory receptor 10R2-like. Gene Ontology annotation, biological process: G protein-coupled receptor signaling pathway. The transcript has a single exon. Gene Ontology annotation, cellular component: membrane. Bases 1 to 999 code for a protein of 332 amino acids. Gene Ontology annotation, molecular function: olfactory receptor activity; G protein-coupled receptor activity. The record is from RefSeq and is a predicted model, not a curated record. Lineage: Eukaryota; Metazoa; Chordata; Mammalia; Afrosoricida; Chrysochloridae.